Molecule: messenger RNA, 1377 nt
Organism: Drosophila navojoa
Lineage: Eukaryota; Metazoa; Arthropoda; Insecta; Diptera; Drosophilidae
Product: prostatic acid phosphatase
Biological process (GO): dephosphorylation
Molecular function (GO): phosphatase activity
Source: RefSeq, a predicted model, not a curated record
CUGUGAGUGUGUCAACUCCAUCAAGAUGAUUUUCGGCGGCUGCACACGUAAACAAGUGCUCACAAUGGGUGCCUUGGCUGCUGGCGUUGUCCUGGCGAUCGUUGCCAUCGUCGUGUUCAACAGCCAGGCGGAGCCCAAGCUGCCGCCCUGGGUGCGACCCAACAGAUUGCACAAGUGCCUCAAAUCGCGGCCAAACACAACAGAGUCGACACUCGAGCUGGUGCAUAUUGUGUUCCGUCACGGCAUACGCACGCCUGUCGACACCUAUCCCAACGAUCCUUACCUCAAGGACAGCUUCAAGCCCACCGGCUGGGGGCAUGUGACCAAUCGCGGCAAGAAAGAGCUCUACGACAUGGGCCGCUGGCUGCAUCGACGCUACGGCGACUUUAUGGGUCCCUUUUACAGACCCGACCGCCUGCACGCUCAGGCAACGGCUUCGCCGCGUGCCAUGAUGUCGCUGCAGACGACGCUGGCCAGCAUGUUUGAGCCGCGCGGCACGCCCAUGGAGUGGAGCAAGCAGCUCAACUGGCAGCCCAUACCCAUAGUCUCAGAGCCGCUGGAUCAGGAUUCGCUGCUGCUGGUUCGCACGCCCUGUCCGCGCUACUUCGAGGCACGGGACGAGGUGUUCCGGCUGCCCGAGGUGAUUGCGCAGCAGGCGCCGUAUGCAGACAUGUUGCGGGAGCUGAGCAAUCUGACGGGCAUGGAGAUGCGCAAUGCGGAGGAUGUGAACUCCUUGUACAUAACUCUGCUAGCCGAGCAGGAGUUUGGCUACAAGCUGCCCGACUGGGCCAAGGACUACUUUCCCGAGCGCAUGCAAUUCCUGGCCGAGCAGAGCUACAUCUACAAUGCGUACACGCCCGAGAUGCAGAAGAUCAAGGGCGGCCCCUUCCUGCGCAAGAUGUACGACGAGAUGCUGGCCAAGCAGGCGGGCACGCUGAAGCCCAAGGACCGCGGCAUGUUCAUCUACACGGGCCACGACUGGACUGUGGGCAACAUACUCUCCGCCCUGGGUCUCUGGAAGCGCCAAAUGCCGCGCUUCGCCGUGAUGGCCAUCUUUGAGACGCAUCGCAAUGUCAAGACGGGCGAAUACUAUGUGGAGAUCUUCUUGCGCAACGAUGAAUUCGGCUGCCUGGAGCAGCUGAAGCUGGCCGACUGCGCGCUGCAGUGCCCACUGAGCCGCCUCGUCGAGCUGAGCGAAGCGGUGUUGCCCAACGAGCCCAUGGAACAGCGCUGUCGCGCUCGUAACGCCGAUUUUGUGGAACCGCCGCCACGCAAAAUCGAUCAGUAAUCAAUUUGAUGAAACCGCAACGUAAUGUGCUCAGUAUACAGUAUUAGAUGGAGACAGCUGGUCACAGAAUCAGCGAUAAAAAAAUAAUA